UGCCCUAACUUCCUGGUAGCUGUUCACAUAAUAAGCUUGUGGGCGUCGGUGCUGUUGUUUUUACCAUUGUAUCAAACCCGGUAAAUUACUCAGUAAUUUUUUGUGUGUGAAAUAUCUCCGGUGACUUCCUGUGAUGGGACUCACGUCCAGGAUGAUUCCUACCGAGGACGCGUCCGCCAGGAAGCGGGAGAUAGAGGGGAAACUGAAGCAGGAACAGGAGACGCUGUCAUUCAUCAAAGAAAACCUAGAAAAGAGCGAUCAGCUGACCAAGGGCAUGGUCUCCAUUCUGUCAUCGUUCGAGAGCCGCCUCAUGCAGCUGGAGAACUCCAUCAUCCCCGUCCACAAGCAGACGGAGAACCUGCAGCGUCUGCAGGAGAACGUGGACAAGACGCUGUCCUGCAUGGACCAUGUCAUCAGUUACUACCACGUGGCCAAGGACACGGACCGGAUCAUCAGAGAGGGGCCGACGGGCAGACUAGACGAGUAUCUCGCCUGCAUCGCAAAGAUCCAGAAAGCAGUGGAAUAUUUUCAGGACAACAAUCCCGACAGUCCUGAACUCAACACAGUGAAAGCUCGUUUUGAGAAAGGGAAGGAGCUGCUGGAGGCGGAGUUCCGUAGCCUGCUGACGCGCUACAGUAAACCGGUCCCGCCCAUCCUCAUCCUGGACGCCAUCAGCGUGGACGAGGAGCUGGAGGUGCAGGAGGAGGUGGUGCUGGAACACCUGCCUGAGGCCGUGCUCCAGGACAUCAUUUGCAUCGCCGGCUGGCUCGUGGAGUACGGGCGCAACCAGGAUUUCAUGAACGUCUACUUCCAGAUCAGGUCCAACCAGCUGGACCGGUCCAUCAAAGGCCUGAAGGAUCACUUCCGCAAGAACAGCGCCUCCUCUGGAAUCCUCUACUCGCCCGCCGUCCAAACCAAACGCAAGGACACGCCCACCAAGAAGGCUCCUAAGAGACCAGUCUACAUCCCAGGGACCAUUCGCAAGGCUCAGAACCUUCUGAAACAGUACUCACAGCAUGGGCUGGAUGGGAAAAAAGGGGGCUCUAACCUCACUCCUUCAGAAGGUUACGAUCACGACCUGCGGGUCAAACAUCUCUCUGACGCCCUGACCGACAAGCACGGGGCCGCCGCAGGGAAAGACGACGUCCUGGACAUCGAGAUCGACUCGUACAUCCACUGCAUCAGCGCCUUCGUGAAGCUAGCACAGAGCGAGUACGCGCUGCUGACGGAGAUCAUCCCCGAACACCACCAGAAGAAAACGUUCGAUUCCCUCAUUCAGGAGGCGCUGGACAACCUCAUGCUGGAGGGGGACAACAUCGUGUCGGCCGCCCGCCGCGCCAUCAUGCGUCACGACUACUCGGCCGUCCUCACCAUCUUCCCCAUCCUGAGACACCUGAAGAUGAACAAGUCCGAGUUCGACGCAACACUUCAGGGAACGGCAGCGAGCACCAAGAACAAGCUGCCCACGCUCAUCACGUCCAUGGAGACGAUCGGAGCUAAAGCUCUGGAAGAGUUCGCAGACAGCAUCAAAAACGAUCCCGAUAAAGAGUACAACAUGCCCAAAGACGGAACGGUCCACGAGAUGACCAGCAACGCCAUCCUGUUCCUGCAGCAGCUGCUGGACUUCCACGAGACGGCGGGAGCCAUGUUGGCGUCGCAAGUUCUGGGCGACACUUACAAUAUUCCCUUAGACCCUCGAGAGACCAGUUCGGCCACAAGUUACACGUCCGACUUCAACAAACGACUCCUCAGCACGUACAUAUGUAAAGUUCUGGGAAACCUUCAGCUCAACUUACUGAGUAAAUCUAAAGUUUACGAAGAUUCGGCGCUCAGCGCCAUUUUCCUCCACAACAACUACAACUACAUCCUCAAGUCUCUGGAGAAGUCGGAGCUGAUCCAGCUGGUGACUGUGACGCAGAAGAAAGCUGAGAGUUCCUACAGAGAGUUGAUCGAGCAGCAGAUCCAGAUGUACCAGCGCAGUUGGCUGAAAGUCACCGAGCUCCUCACAGACCGGAACAUUCCCGUCUUCCAGCCCGGCACCAAGCUCAAAGACAAAGAACGACAGGUGAUAAAAGACAAAUUCAAGGGUUUUAAUGACGGCCUGGAGGAACUGUGUAAGACACAGAAAGGGUGGGCGGUUCCCGACAAAGAGCAGCGAGAUUUCAUCCGUCACGCUCAGAGGAAAGUUGUGUCGGACGCUUACAGAGCUUUUCUGCACAGAUGUGCCAACAUCUCGUUCACUAAAAACCCAGAGAAGUAUCACAAGUAUCGGCCGGAGGACGUGGAGGAGAUGAUCGAGAGGCUGUUCGACACGUCGGCCUGAGCUCGGCUCGUCGGCCUGAGCCGCGUCACCGUCUCAACAAUGUUUUGUACAAAAGGAAUAAAAUACUCAAAUGUGUUGUAUUUAUGUGACUUUAGCUCCACAUUUCAAACUAAUAAAGGGAAAGCGAAUGAC
This is a messenger RNA of Solea solea (common sole), 2455 nucleotides long. RefSeq names its product exocyst complex component 7 (gene exoc7). The record is from RefSeq and is a predicted model, not a curated record. Lineage: Eukaryota; Metazoa; Chordata; Actinopteri; Pleuronectiformes; Soleidae. Gene Ontology annotation, molecular function: phosphatidylinositol-4,5-bisphosphate binding. Gene Ontology annotation, biological process: exocytosis. Bases 134 to 2323 code for a protein of 729 amino acids. Gene Ontology annotation, cellular component: exocyst. The transcript has 22 exons.